Raphanus sativus (radish) is the source of this 1447-nucleotide messenger RNA. RefSeq names its product transcription factor bHLH35. Gene Ontology annotation, molecular function: hydrolase activity, acting on ester bonds; protein dimerization activity; sequence-specific DNA binding. Gene Ontology annotation, cellular component: cytoplasm; nucleus. The transcript is spliced from 5 exons. The record is from RefSeq and is a predicted model, not a curated record. Gene Ontology annotation, biological process: regulation of DNA-templated transcription. Bases 96 to 1292 code for a protein of 398 amino acids. Lineage: Eukaryota; Viridiplantae; Streptophyta; Magnoliopsida; Brassicales; Brassicaceae.
CGCAACCGUUUUUCGAAAGUGGAACAGAUUCAUCGAUCUUCAUCCCUCCCUCCCUCCGACUCUAUCGAACAGUGGCGAAGAAGAACGAAGAGAGAAUGAGCUCUGCAACAGUAAACAGAAACUGGAAGCACACAGUCCUCUACCUAACCCUAAUCAUAUCUCUGAUCUACUCCAUCGAAACCUUAAUCUCGCACAAGCUACACAUCAACCACACCAAUAUCCGUCUCAAAAGGUCUCCGAAUCUCCCUCUACGCUUCCGCGACGAUGGAACCUUCAAAAUCCUCCAGGUCGCGGAUAUGCAUUACGGGAUGGGGAGCAUCACUCGAUGCAGAGAUGUGGUGGCUGCUGAAUUCGAUUACUGCUCCGAUCUCAACACCACUCGGUUCCUUCGUAGGAUGAUCCAAGCUGAGAAACCCGAUUUGAUCGCGUUUACUGGGGAUAAUAUAUUUGGAUCAAGCACUACAGAUGCAGCUGAAUCUCUUCUUGAAGCAAUCGGUCCAGCCAUUGAAUAUGGAAUCCCAUGGGCUGCCGUUUUAGGAAACCAUGACCAGGAAUCCACUUUGAACCGUCUAGAGUUGAUGACUUUCCUCUCCCUUAUGGAUUUUUCUGUCUCUCAGAUCAAUCCACCGGUUGGAGGAGAUGGCGAAUUGAGAUUGAUCGAUGGCUUUGGGAAUUACCAACUUAGAGUACACGGCGCACCUGGUUCCGUGUUGUCGAAUAGCACCGUCUUUGACCUCUUCUUUCUUGACAGUGGAGAUAGAGAGACUUUCCAAGGUAGGCGAACAUAUGGAUGGAUCAAGGAUUCUCAACUUCGUUGGCUUCAAGAUACUUCUAAACAGGGUCAUAACCAAAGCAUUGCCGGUAAUCAUCAUCCAGCGUUAGCAUUCUUCCACAUCCCAAUCUUGGAAGUUCGUGAUCUGUGGUACACACCCUUUAUUGGCCAGUUUCAAGAGGGUGUGGCAUGCUCCAUCGUUCAAUCAGGAGUCUUAAAGACCUUUUUGUCCAUGGGAAAUGUAAAAGCCGCUUUCAUAGGACACGACCAUGUCAACGACUUCUGUGGAAAUCUAAAAGGAGUAUGGUUUUGUUACGGUGGAGGGUUUGGAUACCAUGCUUAUGGAAGACCAAAUUGGCACAGAAGAGCUAGAGUAAUUGAGGCUGAGCUCGGAAAAGGGAGAGAUACAUGGACAGGUGUCGAACUUAUCAGAACGUGGAAACGUCUUGACGAUGAAGACUUGAGCAAGAUAGACGAACAAGUCCUUUGGGAAGCUUCCUAUACUUCGUACGUUAAGUGACCAAUGGAAAAGCGAAUAAGGUCGAGAGAGACAAGGAGACACACUACAUAGACGAUCAUUCAGUUUGAUUACAAAAGGAGAUCUGUCGGAAAAAUGGAGAAUAUCGACCAAGAAUUCAACAAUUACUGGGAGCACAACUCCUUCCUCCAAAACGA